CCAUCUGAAGCUAAAUUUUUCAACAAGCCACUUGAGAACUACCAUUACAUGGCUGUCAUAUUUGGGAAUCAUCAAGCAACUGGACUAUUUGCAAAAUGCACCAGUGAUCCCCUAGGUUUCGACACAUCUGAAAGUGCAGGUACAUAUGGUGUGGGUUAUUCUGGAGACUUGGCUGGUCAUGAGAGUAACAAUGCAAGUCCAACUCGUGAUAGUGGAGAAUCAUUGAACCCAAGUGGUCCAAUUCGUGAUGGUGGAGACUCAUCUACUCGAAGUGGUGCAAGAAGGAAGAGAGGGCGCAUGAUGAUGGAAGAUGAGGAUCCAUUGAUAUGCACUGUCACUGAAGCUUUUAAGACUCUUUCAGAUGCAAUCAAGCAGUCAGCACCACAACCACGUCCGAUAAUCCCACCCAACCUAUGGACUAUGAUGAAACAGAUUCCUGUUUUUGAAAGAGAACAUAUAGCACACUACUAUGGCUACUUGUGUGAGAAUCCAGCCCUUGCUUAUGCCUUUCUAGAGAUGGGACUAGAUGAUCAAAUGGUAUGGGUGUCUAGGUACAUCAAGACUCAUCUUUCUGAUUGAUGCAUCAAAAAAGCAGAUUAGCCUAAAACUUGUGUCUGAAACUUUUUAGUUAUUUCUAUGAUGG
Zea mays is the source of this 643-nucleotide messenger RNA. RefSeq lists its product as uncharacterized. NCBI's taxonomy places the organism in Eukaryota, Viridiplantae, Streptophyta, Magnoliopsida, Poales, Poaceae. The record is from RefSeq and is a predicted model, not a curated record. The transcript has 2 exons. The coding region runs from base 49 to 579 and encodes 176 amino acids.